Messenger RNA from Fulvia fulva, 753 nucleotides. RefSeq lists its product as uncharacterized. The transcript is spliced from 2 exons. The record is from RefSeq and is a predicted model, not a curated record. NCBI's taxonomy places the organism in Eukaryota, Fungi, Ascomycota, Dothideomycetes, Mycosphaerellales, Mycosphaerellaceae. Bases 1 to 753 code for a protein of 250 amino acids.
AUGGGAGAAGAAUCGAAGCGACUCAUUGGCCAUCUGCUGGCCAGUGGCACUUCCAAAGAACAAUGGAUCCAGCUAGCAGGCUCUACUUGGGACUCAGAGCACGAGAAGCUUCAGCAGCACGCUCUAGCAACUCCAGCCUCGGCUGCGUCGAUUCCAACUCCUCCAGCCGUUGCGACACCUGCCUCAACUGCGAAGAGCGAAACGACCCAGUGGGCUUGUCCACGAUGCACCGGCAAGUUCGGAGAGCCGAAGACCUUUCCUCGCAAAGCCGAGCUCAUCCGCCACAUCAUGCACAAAUGCGAGCAGACAAUCGAGAUACUGUGUAGCGAAACAAGCUGUUCUGCGAGGCUCACUAGCACGGAUCAUCUGAAGGAGCAUAUGCGCAAAAUACAUCAUCUGAACCCUGAUGAAGUCUCGGCAAAGGCGAGUACCGCCACGAUACUCAAGCUUCCUCAACGCGCCGCUCUAGGAUGUGGCUUCUGCAGGGCAGUCUUCAUCAACACACCAGAAAAAUACGGCGAGCACAUCGCCGCACACUUCAAGCAUGGCUCCACAGUCGCCGAAUGGUCGUUCACUACGCAAGUCCUGAGCUUGCUAUACCAGUCGAAAGACGUUUAUCGUGCUUGGGUGCAGGUCCUCGUGGACCGACUUCCAGGCGUGGAGCAGCCGGAGCAAUUUCUAAAGUUCACCAAAGAAACAGCAGCAAGCUUCAUUGGCAUACUCGAGAAAGGGCUUGAUGCGGAAACUCUUUGA